AUGGACGACCUCACCGGGUUGCAACUUAUAGCCCAUGGAACUUCGUGGACUGACCGAGCAAUAGACAUCAUAAAUAUACACGGAGUGCAGGGCUACGAUACCUGGGAGCAUCGUGCACUCGGAGUCGGGGAUAGCAUUAAGACUAUUUUCUGGGUACGGGACCUCUUACCCCAGGAUUUCCCUUCAGCCAGGAUCUUCACCUACCAUUACCCCUCUAAUGCCUUUCGCAACGGUCAGGGCAUCACUCGAGCGGCGGAAAGACUUCUCAACAAGCUAAAAAAUCUACAGGCAGAUAACAUCGAGAGGUCUCGACCAAUAGUCUUCAUUUGCCACAGUGUUGGUGGUCUAAUUCUCCAAUGCGCCCUUGGUAAUGCAUUUGAUAAGGAAGGCGAUACGGCAUUUAACGACAUUAUCACAGUAACAAAAGGAAUCAUCUUUUUAGGGACGCCGCAUCUAUCUUCAGAACUAGAUAUAAGCGUCUCAAGAAUCGUUGCUGCCAGUCAGACAACUACGUCCAUUAUGGUUGACACUCAAUUUAUGGCACAUGUAAUUGUCAGGUUCGCAAGCUUAUCUCAGCAUAACCCCCCUUGGAAAGUAGUUCACUGCUACGAAGAGUUGCCACUACCAGGUACUUCCUUUCGGGCGGUCAACCCAAGCCAGGAAGAAUCGUGGGCUUUGCCCCAAUUAUCGCUGUACAGUCAUCAUCUUGACCUGUGCCGUUUUAGAAGCCAGGACGAUGUAUCCUACAUCAAAGUUUUGCAAUCAUUGAGAAACAUCACCUCGGGGCUCGACAGCUCUGUCGCUGAUGAAAUCGAAGUACCGACAACUCUGUCAUCCGUCGAUCAUGAGGUUCUUGAAAGUCUGGAAACUAAAGAUACAUCCGCCAACAUCCGAGACGCCUAUCCAGGAACAUGCGAGUGGAUACUGAACCAUAACACUUAUAAGUCUUGGUUUGACAAGCCCCUCCAGCCUCUAUUGAUCUCUGGUAACCCAGGAGCUGGCAAAAGCACCCUGAUGAAACAUAUCAUGCAGGCCCAUAGUCUGGAGCGCAUACCAAGCCAGUCAGUGGUAUCUUUUUUCUUCCAUGGCGGCGCAAACCACUCUGUGGCAAGCCUUUUGAGUUCGCUCUAA
This is a messenger RNA of Fusarium verticillioides 7600, 1131 nucleotides long. RefSeq lists its product as hypothetical. The coding region runs from base 1 to 1131 and encodes 376 amino acids. The record is from RefSeq and is a predicted model, not a curated record. The transcript has 5 exons. NCBI's taxonomy places the organism in Eukaryota, Fungi, Ascomycota, Sordariomycetes, Hypocreales, Nectriaceae.